Molecule: messenger RNA, 2322 nt
Organism: Penicillium nucicola
Lineage: Eukaryota; Fungi; Ascomycota; Eurotiomycetes; Eurotiales; Aspergillaceae
Product: protein kinase family protein
Exons: 2
Coding region: 1-2322 (773 amino acids)
Biological process (GO): protein phosphorylation
Molecular function (GO): protein kinase activity
Source: RefSeq, a predicted model, not a curated record
AUGUCAGAUCAAACAAGGUCGAGGUUGAUUUUAGAACACCCUAUUGGGGAUGGCUUGAAGGGCUUUCGUGCCACGUUCACCUCGAUCUGUAAAGGUGCGGACUUGCGCUCACCAGAUGAGGCCAUCGAUCGGCUUAAGCGGGAGGAUGUGCAAGAUCUCGCCUCCAGCCUCCUAACAGCCCUUCAGAUCCUUCCCACCGCCCGUCUUCUGCCGUCCAAUUCAGGAGGAAUCGUUCGGAGUAACCUGCUUCGACUCAUAUCUGCCGUCGCAUCAAAUGAUUUCGACCUCGAACGAAUUAAACCGCUGCUCAAAAUAUCUAUUGUGGACGCGUCAACAGAUGAACAGAUAUGGAAACUGGUGGAUGCUGCCGCAGCGGAAUCUACCCCGCCCCCUCGAACGAUUGCCUCCUCGCUCCAGCAAACGCCAUGGCUCCACAAGACGAGUAGCUUCGCGAACUCCUCGGAAUACCGCCAAGACGUAGACAGGGUCCUCAAGUCCGAGCUUGGACCUCUGUAUGUAGGGCUCCCGCAUUUUCGAUCAACAUUUUUUGGAGGUGUCAGUGGUCUUCAAUCUGCAUCCAAUGCCGUGUUUCAAAGAUGCACAGAAGGCAGCAAUGCGGCUUUUGCAGAUGGGUGGAAAGGAUGGCCAAAGAACGCAAACCAAGAAGAUGUUUUGAGCUGGUUUGCAGAUCUGAGCGAGAAACUAGUAACAUUCUCAGCAGACUAUGUUCCUGUUUCGGCGCACCUGCGAAGGCCACUCGCACAGCCCAACAAACCCGUCCAGGGUUCCACGGCAGAGCGCAAGCUAGACAUUGGGUUCGUGAGUGACACUGGCGCUGGAAAGGACACCCGAUGUCAGUGGUCACAGAUUCUCGUACCCGGCGAGCUAAAAAGCAAUCCUGCCGCCGACACCGCUUCUAAGGCAUGGCUUGACUUGGGAAGAUAUGCUAGAGAAGUCCUCGCGGCUCAAGAUACCCGUCGCUUCGUUCUGGGCUUUACAUUAUGUGGCUCCUUCAUGAGGAUAUGGGCCUUUGAUCGUCUUGGAGGAGUCGCAUCCGAACGAUUCGACAUAAAUGAGGAUGGACUCCAGUUUGUGUCGACCAUUCUCGGGUUUCUAUGGAUGAGCGAGAAAGACUGUGGAUUUGACCCCACAAUCAUCACGAGAGAUGGCCAGCGGACCAUUGAGAUAGAGCAGAACGGUCAGACCGAACGUCUUGUCCUCGAGAGGUUGAUGACACGGGCACCUUGCAUCGCAGGUCGAGCAACAACAUGCUGGAAAGCGCAUCGUGAAGAGGACCCCGGGAUUCCACUCGUAGUCAAAGAUUCUUGGCAAUACACAGAGCGCGACGAAGAAGGUGAUCUUCUCAAAGAAGCCACCGAACGAGGGGUGGUCAACGUCGCGCGGUAUUAUCAUCAUGCGACGGUUCGUACCUGUGGUAAGUCUGAUGAUGUCCGGGACAACGUUCGAGGCGGCUUGGAUAUCAGGACCGCGAGCAAUUAUCGGCCAGAACAAUUCUCGCUCACAAGUGCAACCGUCGCUCCGCGGAAGGGCCGGAGCAGCGGCCGGUCCGGCGUGAAGCGCUCUUCCAGUCAAACUGGUACCUCUCUGCCACCUAGUAAGCGAUCCUGUUCGGCAUCUCCUACCAAGGCACCCAGCAACUCACUGCCAAAUCGAGUUCAUCGGCGUGUCGUCCUGCGUGACUAUGGCAAACCAAUUUACCAAGCAAGCACUCGCUUGGCCCUGCUUGCCGCGUUAGAGGGUUGCAUUACAGGGCAUCAGUCUUUGCAAAGCGCCGGAAUCCUUCACCGAGAUAUCUCAGUCAAUAAUCUCAUGAUUAACGAGGACAAAAAGAACCCAUCGUGGCCGUCAUUCUUGAUUGAUCUUGAUCUAGCCAUCAGAGAGGAGCGAGACGGUGCUUCGGGAGCAAAUGGAAAGACCGGCACAAGGGCCUUUAUGGCAAUUGGCUCGCUUCUGGGCGAGAAGCACUCUUUUAUGCAUGACCUUGAAUCAUUCUUCUGGGUAAUUUUCUGGAUUUGCAUCCAUUACGAGGGGCCGGGUAACGGAAGAGUUGUUGCAAGGUUUGAUAAGUGGAAUUUUGUGGAUACAGAGGACCUGGCCUUUUUGAAGACAGGCCAGAUAUCUGAGGAAGCAGAUUUUGUGAGGUCUGCGAAUGAGUACUUCACAGAGUACUACCAGCCACUUAUUCCAUGUGUCAACACACUUCGGAAGGUGGUCUUUCCCGAUGGGAGGAGAUGGGCGAAGGAAGAUAUAGGAUUGUAUGGUAGGAUGAAAGAGAUCCUACGGAGAGCCCAAGAGGACUGA